Euleptes europaea (tarantolino) is the source of this 3197-nucleotide messenger RNA. RefSeq names its product poly(ADP-ribose) polymerase 1 (gene PARP1). Gene Ontology annotation, cellular component: nucleus. The record is from RefSeq and is a predicted model, not a curated record. Lineage: Eukaryota; Metazoa; Chordata; Lepidosauria; Squamata; Sphaerodactylidae. Gene Ontology annotation, molecular function: NAD binding; zinc ion binding; NAD+ poly-ADP-ribosyltransferase activity. The transcript is spliced from 23 exons. Bases 24 to 3059 code for a protein of 1011 amino acids.
GCGGCGGCGGCGGCGGCGUGGUCAUGGCGGAGCCUGCCGAGAAGCAGUACCGGGCCGAGUACGCCAAGAGCGGACGGGCUUCUUGCAAGAAAUGUGGGGACAACAUCGCCAAGGACUCGCUGCGCCUGGCCAUCAUGGUGCAGUCCCCCAUGUUUGAUGGCAAAGUACCCCACUGGCACCAUUACUCCUGUUUCUGGAAGCGGGCUCGACUUGUGUCCCACGCUGAUGUGGAUGGCUUCUCUGAACUGCGAUGGGACGAUCAAGAGAAAAUUAAAAAAUCCAUAGAGACUGGCGGCAUUGCAACAGGUAAAGGUGGUGACCAAGACGGAGGUAGCAAAGCUGAAAAAAGUUUAAAUGAUUUUGCAGCAGAAUAUGCAAAGUCCAACAGAAGUACCUGCAAAGGCUGUGAACAGAAAAUAGAAAAGGGCCAGAUCAGAAUUUCAAAGAAAAUGGUGCAUCCUGAAAAGCCCCAACUGGGAAUGAUAGACAAUUGGUACCAUCCAGCCUGUUUUGUCAGCCGCAGAGCGGAUCUGGGUUUUCUCCCUACCUUUAGUGCCUCCCAGCUACUAGGCUUUGGGCUGCUGAAUAAUGAGGAUAAAGAGACUCUGAAGAAGCAGCUGCCAGCUGUCAAGAAUGAUGGAAAGCGAAAAGGAGAUGAUGUGGAUAGCAAUGUUGUCUCAAAAAAGAAACCAAAAAAGGAAAAAGAAAAGCAGUCCAAGCAGGAGAAGCUGCUGAAGGAACAGACAGAGUUGAUUUGGAACAUCAAAGAUGAACUGAAGAAAGCCUGUUCCAUUAAUGACCUGAAAGAGCUCCUGAUAGCAAAUAAGCAAGAAGUUCCUUCUGGGGAAUCAGCUAUCCUGGACCGUGUUGCCGAUGGGAUGGCCUUUGGGGCUCUGCUGCCUUGUGAGGAAUGCAAAGGGCAGUUUGUGUUCCGGAGUGAUGCUUACUACUGUACAGGGGACAUUACUGCUUGGACUAAAUGUGUUGCCAAGACACAGGCUCCCAACAGGAAAGAAUGGACCAUCCCGAAGGAGUUCCGGGAAAUCGCAUAUCUAAAGAAAUUUAAAUUUAAAAAACAGGACAGAGUAUUUGCCCCAGAGGCUGCCUCUGCAAACUCAGUUCCUCCUCCAGCAGUUUCUGUUCCAGUUACAGAAAAUUCGGCUGCAUCAGCGGAUAAACCUUUAUGUAACAUGAAGGUCGUGACCCUUGGGAAAUUGUCGAAGAAUAAAGAUGAAAUAAAGUCUGCUAUUGAAGAGCUUGGAGGAAAGGUGACAGCUUCUGUGAAUAAAGCCAACCUGUGCAUCAGCUCACAAAAGGAAGUUGAGAAAAUGAGCAAGAAGAUGGAAGAAGUCAAGGAGGCACAAGUCCGUGUGGUGUCAGAGGAGUUCCUCCAGGACAUAAAAUCCUCCAGCAAGAGCUUUGAGGAGCUUCUGUCCCUUCAUGCUCUUUCCCCCUGGGGCUCAGAAGUGAAGCAGGAGCACAAAGAAGUGCCCAUAGGAGGGAAAUCCAGCGGGCAUUCAAACACGAAAAGCACCGGGAAGAACAAGGAAGAGCAAGGAACCAGCAAGUCUGAAAAGAAAAUGAAGCUGACGGUGAAAGGAGGUGCUGCUGUGGACCCCGACUCAGGCUUAGAAGAUUCUGCUCAUGUCUUUGAAAAGGGUGGCAAAAUCUUCAGUGCCACUCUUGGCCUGGUAGAUAUUGUCAAGGGAACCAACUCCUAUUACAAACUUCAGCUGUUGGAAGACGACAGGGAAAUCAGAUACUGGGUGUUCCGUUCCUGGGGCCGUGUUGGCACAGUGAUUGGAAGCAACAAGCUGGAGCAGAUGCCAUCUAAAGAGGAAGCCAUUGAACACUUUCUGAAUCUGUAUGAAGACAAGACCGGCAACUCCUGGCAUUCUAAAAAUUUCACCAAAUAUCCAAAAAAAUUCUAUCCUCUGGAAAUAGACUAUGGACAGGAUGAAGAAGCAGUAAAGAAACUGACAGUUAGUGCAGGAACCAAAUCAAAGCUUCCAAAGCCAGUCCAGGACCUCAUUAAGAUGAUCUUUGAUGUGGAGAGCAUGAAGAAAGCCAUGGUGGAAUUUGAGAUUGAUCUCCAGAAGAUGCCUUUGGGGAAACUAAGUAAGAGGCAGAUCCAGAGUGCAUACUCCAUCCUUAAUGACGUGCAGCAAGCAGUUUCUAGUGGUGGAACAGAUUCACAAAUAUUGGAUCUCUCCAAUCGCUUCUACACACUGAUUCCUCAUGACUUUGGGAUGAAGAAGCCUCCUCUUUUAAACAACCUAGAAUACAUUACGUCCAAAGUAGAGAUGCUGGACAAUCUGCUUGACAUUGAAGUUGCCUACAGCCUACUCAGAAGUGGAGGUCAGGACGGGGAUAAAGAUCCCAUAGAUGUGAACUAUGAAAAACUUAAAACAGAUAUCAAGGUAGUAGACAAAAAUUCAGAAGAAGCCAAGAUCAUAAAGCAGUAUGUUAAGAAUACUCAUGCCAGUACUCACAAUGCUUAUGACUUGAAAGUCAUGGAGGUUUUCAAGAUUGAACGCGAAGGAGAAAGUCAGCGUUAUAAACCGUUCAAAGAGCUACACAACCGUCAGCUGCUGUGGCAUGGUUCUCGCACUACCAAUUUUGCUGGUAUCUUAUCACAGGGUCUCCGAAUAGCUCCACCUGAGGCCCCUGUGACCGGCUACAUGUUUGGUAAAGGUGUCUAUUUUGCGGAUAUGGUAUCCAAGAGCGCCAACUAUUGUCACACCUCCCAAAAUGACUCCGUAGGCUUAAUCUUGCUGGGAGAAGUUGCCCUUGGAAAUAUGUACGAAAUGAAGAAUGCUUCCCAUAUCACCAAGGUGCCGAAAGGAAAACACAGUGUCAAAGGCUUGGGCAAAACUGCACCAGAUCCCUCAGCCACUAUCUCUCUUGAUGGCGUAGAUGUUCCUUUAGGCAAAGGAAUACCAUCGGGAGUUAGCGACACCUGUCUUCUGUAUAAUGAAUAUAUUGUCUAUGAUAUUGCUCAGGUAAACCUGAAGUACCUGCUGAAGUUGAAAUUCAACUAUAAGACAUCUCUCUGGUGAACAAAGAUUGGAAGGGCCUGUUAAAGAGUUAAUAGUGUAAACUUCUGAAAUGCCUAAGCAUCCGUUCCUAUUGCUGAGAUACCAGAAAUAGGCUGCAGAGCUUUGAGUGAACUUCAGCAAUCACCUUAGCAAGGCUUU